ACAUUCACGCGACUGGCGCACAGCGCAGCGCAGACGCCCCACGCUUCCGAGGCGGCCCUCGACCAGCUGACCACGCUGCAGGUCUCGAGGCAGGCCCGUCGGCCGGGAAUUGUUUGCGCCGGUGCUGGCGACAUUGAACGUGCGCAUGCAGCCCUCAAGCACCUGAGGAUCGCCCACAGCGAUAUGCCACUGGCCUCCAGCAUUGCAGCUCUCUCCCCGCAGACGCACGCCGGCAAGCUCGUUCCACUCGGCGCGGCAUUCUAUGCUGACUUGCGCGACCGUGUCCGCGAUGCAAGCGGGUCCGUGGUGCUUGGCUUCGCGCUAGUGGAUAUUGUCGACACUUUGCCCUACCUUGGCACCGACAUGGGGCCCGCCGCCGACGGCGCGGCUCGCGG
Prorocentrum cordatum is the source of this 395-nucleotide messenger RNA. NCBI's taxonomy places the organism in Eukaryota, Dinophyceae, Prorocentrales, Prorocentraceae. The record is from the annotation of a GenBank genome assembly.